This is a messenger RNA of Felis catus (domestic cat), 3169 nucleotides long. RefSeq names its product leucine rich repeat containing 51 (gene LRRC51). Lineage: Eukaryota; Metazoa; Chordata; Mammalia; Carnivora; Felidae. Gene Ontology annotation, molecular function: protein binding. The record is from RefSeq and is a predicted model, not a curated record. The transcript has 5 exons. Bases 2521 to 3099 code for a protein of 192 amino acids.
UUGCUUCCAAGUCUUUCAGUCAGCUAUGUUUCUUCUGGUCUUGGCUCAGCUCAUUAAUGUGUCUGCAGGCACCUGUGGGUUGUGUGACUAUCCUGAACUUGACUUCGUAUAAGCUGGCUAUUGGCUAGUCUAGGAUGGCCUCAGGUGGGAACACUAGCUCUCUGCAUGUAUCUCACCUGCACAUUUCUCACAUCCCUCCAGUAGGCUAGCCAUUUUCUCUUGGCACAGGUAAAGAGCAAGAGGGCAUGCCCUCUCUUUAAGCUUCUGUUAGUUUCAUAUUUACCAACAUCCCAUUGGUCAAGGCAAGUCAUAUGGCUGAACCCAGCAUGAAAGUGGAUAGAACUACAGAGUUAUAGGGCAAAAAGGACAGAUACAAGGAAGACCAUGAAUAGGAACAAUCAAGGGAAUCAAUCUAUAGGACACAUUGAUCAAUUUUUUUCUGGAAAGACAGGCUUCAUCAGAGGGUACACUAGGCUUGGGAACUGAAACAUGAUUAACAUUCACUAAAUAGGCAGCUAUUUCUUAGAACUUGAUGUGGGCUGGUUUGCCACAAUCGAUGGAAUCCUAGCAGGCUUUUCUGUGCCCAUGACAGACAGGGUUCUGUUAUUUACUAUCUUGGCUUCAUUCCUUCUGGUCAGGUACAGGGCAGCAGCCACUCCACAAAUGUUGGCAGAAUUGAAUCGAGUUUCUUACUGUGAACGAGGUGUGGACUGAAAUAGCUGAACCUGGGAGCCAAUUGUUAGAAAGAACAGUUUAGCAUCAACACUCCCAAAACAGAAAUCCUUGUAUUUGGCAGUUUCUCAUUCAUUCCUCCCACGAAUAUUUCUCGAGUGCCUGUUGUAAGCCAGGUUCUGUGUCAGAUGAUGAACAAAAUUUAGUGCCAGCUCACAGCCUGGGCUAGUAUUUACAUGGAGAAGAGUAAUAACCCUCUCCACCUGGCAAUUUACCUAACUACUUGGGGCCCCAUGUUUAAUACUAACGCAUCCAUAAAAAUGCAUCAGGAGCUGGUGUAACACAAAAUUCUGAGUAAGGUUCUCGAUGGUCAAGGAAACUAAUGACAAAAUUCUACCCUUAAAUAUUCUAAGCUAAAAUCCACGUCCAGUAGUGCAGAACUUUGGGGUCCCAACCCAGGACUUUGAGAAAAUUAUCCAAUCUCUCAAAGGCAUCGAACCUGUUGCAGGUGCUCAAGUGGAAUGAGCUUCUCUGUCUCAGUGAGAACACAAGCCAGGUUCCUGUGUCUGGAAAAACAUGUGUUCUUUGUUGUCUGUCUGUUGAUUUAUUUGAUACCUAAAAGAUUCUGGUCUCCCUAAUCAACAGUCUGUGCCCACCAGGCCAGUUCCAAUUUAACAAGAGAAUUCAGCUGUGAAGUGACUCAAGGUGGCACUUCCACGAAGCUCAGUUGAGACUGCUUCUUUUUGAGAGGAAGACAUCAUUCAGUUUCCAUUCUUCUACACAUGUGAAACCACCAAAAAAAGGAAUUUAUUUGAACUGUAUUAAGUUGAAUUAUAAGCUAUCAAGUCCAUGGUUUUUAAGGGAAAUUUCAUUUUAAGAGAAUGCAUGGAUUUCAUUUUCUGCGUACAACCUGUUUGCUUCUUUGAAUCAAAUGAUGAGAACUCCAUAUCCUAAGGUUUCCCUUUUUACUUGGGCUGCCAGGAAUUUCAGAGAUAACAUAGGCCGUUUCCUAAUUGUUAGAUACAUCUCUCUCCUUUCUUCUUUAAUUUGCCUUCUAACCUUUCUCUUCCAUGUUUCCAUUUGCCACUAGUCAUCCGUGGCUGUUGAGCACUUGACAGGUAGCAUGUCCACACCAGGACGUGCUAUGUUAAGUGUAAAAUGUCUCAAUUAUUAAUAUCAAUUAUAUGUUGAAUAUUUUGGAUAUAUUGGAUUAAAUAGAUUAAGCUUCAUCUGUUUCUCUUGACUUUUCAUGGCUACUAGAAAAUUUUAAACUAUAUACUUGAAAAAAAUUAUGUAUGUGGCCUGCAUUUGCAGUGUUUGUUAUAUUUCAGUUGAACAGCUCUGUUCCGUAAAUCAUCCCGUUUUAUGUAUGUAUUGUUGUUGUAAACUACCUCAAAUCCGUCUGGAAAGCAGAUGAAGUAUAGUAACUGCAAAGGCGAUGAUGGCAGUGGAAGCAAUGAGGAAGGGGAGGCUGACUGGGACGUGCACUUGUUGGUCUAUUUGUCUUUUGUUUGUAUGUGUCACAUUCAAAACCCCUUGGUGUAAAGUGUGUUCAGCUCUCUUCUUCCCAGGUGAGUAGUAUUCUCAUGGCUCUCUCCAGUCUCUUGAAAAUUUCUCUGUUUGAGUUCAUUGGAAUUGGAAAGGAUCUAAUAAAACAAUUCACACCACAUUGUAAAUGACUGAUAACACUGUGUUCACCCCUCUCAAGGGGUUAUUUCCAUUUUAACAGGGAACAAUCCCUGAACCCAAAGGAAUGAAUCCCUAAUGGUGGAGUUUCAGGCAUCAGUGACAGGCUGAACCCGGACUCCCAGGGCCAGUGCUUACACCUGACAAACGAUGGCCUGAGCUAUGAGCAAAGAGGACUAUAUGAACACUUCAGUGCAAGAGCCCCCUCUUGACUACUCCUUCCGAAGCAUCCAUGUGAUCCAAGAUCUGACAAGCGAGGAGCCAAGAACAGGGCUACGACCACUAAGGCACUCAAAGUCAGGAAAGUCACUGACCCAGUCCCUGUGGCUGAACAACAAUGUCCUCAAUGACCUGAAAGAUUUCAGCCAUGUGGUUUCACUGCUUCUGGAGCAUCCAGAGAACUUGGCCUGGAUCGAUCUAUCCUUCAACGACCUGUCUUCAAUUGACCCUGUCCUGACAACUUUCUUCAACCUCAGUGUCCUCUAUCUCCAUGGCAACAGCAUCCAGCGCCUGGGAGAAGUGAACAAGCUGGCUGUCCUCCCUCGACUCCGGAGCCUGACACUCCAUGGGAACCCCAUAGAGGAAGAGAAGGGGUAUAGGCAAUAUGUGCUGUGCACCCUGCCCCGUAUCACCACAUUCGACUUCAGCGGGGUCACCAAGGCAGACCGCACCACAGCUGAAGUGUGGAAGCGCAUGAACAUCAAGCCCAAGAAGUUCCGGAUCAAGCAGAAUGCACUCUGAGGUUCUCAGGCCCCAGCAGUCCUGAGAGGAUGGUCAGUUUGGUUUAACAAUAAACGAUUUGAGCAGUUGA